ACUAUUUUGGUUCCAAUUUGAAAUGCCACUUCAAUGACUUCUGCCCUAAUGUACGAAUCCCAAAUCCAUCUUUUUGACUUUGUGUAAAAGAAGAAUCGGUGCAGGAUGUUCUCUACAGCGAAAAGCGCUCGGUUUGUUCUCAUGUGGAAAGCUGGAAAAGGCGCGCGCGCUCUCAGGAGCCACACGGGGAUGCGUCCUCGCGGCACGGAUUCGCAAAAAACUCCUGGAUUUUAGUGGAAUAAGUGGAUGACAGAAAGUGCAGUGGGUGUCUUUCGGUGUGUAGCACUGUGCAUUGAUGAGAAGCUCUAUAUGCUCUCCAUCCUGAAGAGGACAGGGGGAAAUGGAGAAGUACACAGGCGAAGUGUCGGGAGAAGUUUGAGCGCACAGGAGUAGGUGAUUUCCGAGCAGCACAGGUUUUACUCUCGAUGACAAUGUUACACAGCAGUGAUUGGUGGUGGAAUGACUCGGAGCGAUCUGCCAACGCGAUGCCAAACUCCAGCAUGGCUCCAGCUCUGGAGGAAGGAGUGCGUAACUACUACGCCAUGCUCUAUUCGUUACUUAUCCUGGCGAUUGUAUUUGGGAAUGUGCUGGUGUGUUUGGCAGUGGUCCGAGAGAAGUCGCUUCAAACCACAACCAAUUAUCUUGUGGUUAGCCUGGCUGUGGCUGAUCUGCUGGUGGCUUCGCUGGUCAUGCCUUGGGCUGUUUAUUUAGAGGUGGUUGGUGGCUCUUGGCUCUUUAGUCGAUUGUACUGCAAUAUAUUUGUGAUGUUGGAUGUGAUGAUGUGUACAGCCAGCAUUCUCAACUUGUGUGCCAUCAGCAUCGACAGGUACACAGCCGUAGUGAUGCCUGUACUGUACAACACAACUAACAGCUCACGUAAAAGAGUGUCAGUGAUGAUAGCCACAGUGUGGAUCCUGGCCUUCGCUGUCUCCUGCCCUUUACUGUUUGGCUUCAACACCACAGACGAUCCACUGGUGUGCUCCAUAUCCAACCCUGAUUUUGUCAUCUACUCAUCUGUUGUGUCCUUCUACCUUCCCUUCAUUGUGACGUUGCUGGUUUACGUGCGCAUUUACAUCUUCCUCAGGGGGAGGAGGAAAAGGAUAACGUUCCGGCAAGCCAGCAGCGAAGCCACGCCAGGGUCCGCACUGCCAGCCGCAGAGACCUGUUUGCAAGAUGACGCUCGAAAAGACAGACGCGACUUGUCUCCCAUCAGGAUCAAUGUGGAGAGCACAGAGAAGGUGGCUCGUCCCAGGCUUCUCUCAGGUUGCCUACGGCGUAAACGACCUAAAACGGUCCCCGUCGAUAACUCCAUCCUUCCCCCGGUGGACACGCCGAACUACUGCAGCAUCAGCCAGGCCUCCUUCGCACGCACUGAACCCGAGCCCAAUCGUGACGAAGAGGCGAGGCAAGAAGGAGAGGCGGCGACUGUGAGGAGUAACGAGGUGAAGGAGAUGUCUAAUGGCCGUGCUCGCACCGCAGUUCGGCCCACUCGGGUCUCACGGCGCAACAACCAGAGCCGCUACAGGAACCGACAGUCCAGAGAGAAGAAAGCCACACAGAUGCUGGCUAUCGUACUGGGAGUCUUUCUCAUCUGCUGGUUACCCUUCUUUGUGACUCACAUCUUGAACACUCACUGCAGUAAGUGUCACGUGCCGGCCGAGCUGUACAGCGCCUUCACCUGGCUCGGCUAUGUCAACAGCGCCCUCAACCCCGUCAUUUACACCACAUUCAACAUCGAAUUUCGCCGAGCCUUCAUCAAAAUCCUGACCUGCUGAUCUCAACUUCACAAUUCUUCCAACUUUUCUUGCUUUGGAAAAAUUGAGUGCCAAAAAUGUUAAAGACCUUUGGUCACAGUCUAGCCAUAUUUUAAAUCACUUCAUGCUUCCAGUUAUGAGUUCAAGUAAAUCGAACACAUAAGAGGCCACUGGAUUCAGCAGCGAUGUGAAGACUGAGGAAAAAGUGGAUUGGAUCAUGUAAACAACACUCAAGACCGCAAUCAGCAUCUAAAAGAUUGUGGAUUACAUAUCACCUGAGGACCUCCUCUGUGUAACAGGACCUAUAAGAUCUCACAUAUCAGGAGAGCUCAAGGACACAAUCAGCAUCUGAGCCUCUACAAAUCACGAUGUUGAUUUGCUCCUUACACGUUCAAAGAAGCUGGGUUUUUUUUUUCAGUUUCUGGUUUCAUCUGUAAUUGCAUGUGUCUCUAACGUCCCUUUUUGGAUGGAAAUGUUCAGAAAGCAUCCAGGGAGUGAAGUAUUGUCAACUACAUGUCUGGUACCAGCUUCUUUAAAUGGGAUGCUUUGAGAAGACUCAUGAAAAUGAUCCUGGGGGUCAUUACAUUUGUAACAUGUUUAUAAUAUUGUAAAUUAAACCAAACGAAAAAAACAACAUCCAUGUGCUCUGUUCAGAUAAAUACAAAAUAGGAAGAACGACCUUGAGACGAGGCAUGGGGAAGGACAUUAGAGAAGAGAAUGAACGGAGGGAGGAAGUGCAUUAGAGAGAAUGAAAUCAGAGUGGGUUCAUUUCAAAAGGCCUUUAGUGUGCAGACCAGCUGGAGAUGGAGAUGCUCUGGAGAUGGAUGCAGAUAGUGGAAAAGAGGUAGAGAAAGAGAGAGAGGAAAUGCACACCACACUCAAGUGCAUUUUACGUUUUAGUCCUAAA
Molecule: messenger RNA, 2661 nt
Organism: Hemibagrus wyckioides
Lineage: Eukaryota; Metazoa; Chordata; Actinopteri; Siluriformes; Bagridae
Gene: drd3
Product: dopamine receptor D3
Exons: 8
Coding region: 426-1775 (449 amino acids)
Biological process (GO): adenylate cyclase-activating adrenergic receptor signaling pathway
Cellular component (GO): membrane
Molecular function (GO): dopamine neurotransmitter receptor activity, coupled via Gi/Go; G protein-coupled receptor activity
Source: RefSeq, a predicted model, not a curated record